AUGACUUCUCAACAAGAACAACAAGAAGAGUCAAAAACGUUUCCCCUCAAAAUCACGGUAGACAAACAAAGCAACAAAGUUGUUUUUGUGGAAGCAACAAAAGACUUUGUUGAGACUCUUUUCAGCUUCCUAUCUUUGCCACUUGGUACCAUCGUCCGCCUUUUAGCAACCACCGACAAGAAUGAUCGACAACAACUCUCAAAAUCAUCACCAUUCUUUGAAAACAUCAAAAACCUUUACCAAACCGUCCAAAACCUCAACUCGGACGAGGUUUGGAACAACCCCUUAUGUAAGCAAAUGUUGCUGCAUCCGAGGAAUUCAUGUGAAUCACUGUGCAUGAAGUUGUACUUGAAUAUUGAUGAUUCUGAACCAUCAAGUAAGUUUUAUGUGUGUGAUUCUUGUAACAAGUUUACUACUUUUCGAAACCUCGACUGCACCUGUGGAAAACCUCCUAAUAGACAACCUAAGAAUUUGGACUCUGAGGGUCAGGGGAAUCAUGCCUCUAAUGGAUUCUUUGAUACAAAAAGUGAACAAAUGUUUCUAGUGUCUGAUGAUUUGAAGAUUUUGCCAAGUUCCUUGCUGAACUCCAUGCAGAUGUUGCUGAAGUCAGGGAUUUCAGACUCAACUCAACUAGAGGAAGUCACACAAAACAUUGGCAAGAAGGAGAUAUUGAACCUCCUGAAGUAUACCUUAACCUCUCAUGAGCCUCUCACUAAUACAAUUUUGCAAAGUAGCUCAAAGAACAAUGAUGAACCACGUAACCAAUAUGUUAAUGGAAUAGUAACGAGCAAUUAUAAGAGAAAUAAAAUGGAUAUUAAAGUAUUGCAAAGCAGAUCUAAGAAAAAGCUCGUCAGUGCAGAAGCUGAUGGAGAUUUUAUUGACUUCAUUCUUGGCUUCCUUACCAUUCCAUUAGGGUCCAUUUUAAAGAUUUUAAUACCCAACAAUUUUCCUAGAUGUGUUGGUAAUUUGUACAAGAGUGUGAAGAACUUGAAUCCCAUGUCUGAGUUGCUCCAUCCUUGUAUUGCACCACACUAUGGUUGUCCAAACCAACCCCUCAACAUUUUUCCUUUAAAAUUCCCUGAUCAUUAUUAUUAUGGUAUUCAUCACAAUGAUGAUGAUGAUGAUUAUAAUACAAUAGAGGAAGUGAUUUCUAAUUCACAUGUAUCAAUUGUUAAUCGAAGAAGCGUGACUGAACUUGACCCAAGAGAAGGUGCUGUAGGAUUUGUGAAGAGAGCAGCAUUUUAUGUGUUAGGAGAUGAUCUAGAAGUAAAACCACUUGCUGCUAAUUCUUUUCUUUCAUAUCUGAAAGAAUUAAGCCUUCCUCUUGAUGACCUUGAAGUGGCCGUGAUUACCGUUGGUGAAGAAGAGGCUAAGAGCUUCCUUCAAGCAUUAUUCACAUCAAAAUUUACCCUGACUAGUGUACUUAAUUAG
Messenger RNA from Medicago truncatula (barrel medic), 1431 nucleotides. RefSeq lists its product as uncharacterized. The coding region runs from base 1 to 1431 and encodes 476 amino acids. The transcript has 3 exons. The record is from RefSeq and is a predicted model, not a curated record. Lineage: Eukaryota; Viridiplantae; Streptophyta; Magnoliopsida; Fabales; Fabaceae.